GGUGCAAACACGCAGUGUACUUUUUCAAAUGGCCUGAAAAUUGAUUUUUCUCAACAUUUCAAAAGUGGAUGUGGAAUUUGAGCAGCAGACCAAGUUCUCCUAAGUUUCCUGCCUAUGUACUUUUCUGGUUUCUCUUACUGCAGACAAACCUGCCAAGUGCUGAAAAUAGCUCAAAUGCUUCUAGAACAGUAGCAGCAGCCAGCAGCUGAAAUUCUUUCCUGCUCUUAUCGCCUUCUCUUUUUCUCUUGAUUGCAGGUUCUUGUUCUUCAGUUAAACUUAGACCUUUAGAGGAACUAAGCAUUAAGAAAAGACCGGGUUAACAAGAUCUGGAUGUACAAGAACAAAAAUACUAAUAUCUGCGACAUUUCAAAAACAGGAAGACUCGUCUGACUGGCAAACUGAAGACUUCAGUAGCAAAUCUCCCAGAAUCAAAAUGAACACAGGUACAUCCAAGUGAUUUUUCAAAUACUGGAAAACACAUGCUAAAUCUCUUUGGCUGGUGUAUUCUUUGGAAUGGCAGUAUUAAUUAACAACAGCUUCCUCAAACUUUUGGACUUGAUUCUCAUUCACCAGACUCAGGAGUGCUGCUAUAACUAAUGUUUAAGUCUAUGUUUAGGGCCCUCCUGAUGAAGCCUUCUUCUAAUCCUCAGUCCAUAGUAGAGACCAUUAGACUUCAGAGAUUUCUGAUCCAGUAUGAAAUUGGUGAUUUCCAUCUUGCAACCCAAGCCUGAGAUACAUACAAAGUGUGUGGCAGUUUGAUGGCAACCAUGAUGAUGAAAGAAAGGCUGGGGAACUUGUUUUUACAAGUCAUGAUUUUUUUUUCUGGUGGGGAAGGUAUGCCUGCAUUACCCCAAACCCCUUGCUUUUUUGGCAAGGUAUUUUUUUUCAACAGGGCAGGGACAGUAAGUCAACACUGAGCUACCAUCACUAGAAGCAGUCUUCCAAGCAUCCUACUCAUCAACUCCAUCCCACCCUGUGAAUGAUUUGAACCAUCUGAUUUAUGGCAGUGUAGAGUAAUGUUUCUCAACCAUGGCAAUUUUACAAAGGGUGGACUUUUACUCCCAGAAUUCCCCAGCCAGGCUCCAAGCCACCUGCCUUAAAGUUGCCAAGAAACACUGAAGUAGAAUGAUAGAGUGUCCAAGCUUCUAUCACCCACCUCCCUGCAUCAGGUGCUACAGGUAUUCCAUGCCAGGUGAGAGGCUGGUAAUUUCCACUAAAACAGGAAAAUAAAGCCUUUCCUGUUCUACAGGGACUGCUCUCCCCUUAGCCCACUAGAAAGCUUUCAUUGUAUCCCCAUUGUUAGAUCGGCCAUUGCAGGUGAUUCACAGGAUGGGUACAUCAGUUGAAAUGGAAAGCCCCAAUUUACUUUAGAUCAGGUUCUCCUGGAUGAUUAAAUCCACUGAUCCAGCCAUCUGUCUUAUUCCUAUUCUCCAUUAGAAAAGUGAUUAUUAUUUUUUGUUGGCAAGGACAUUUAGCAUCUCAUCUUUUUUCCACAGAACACUAUUAAUUGUUAAUGAGGUUGAACAGAGAGGAGCUGUGAAUUUAGGCUGGCAUACUUUGAACUGAUUCAUAGCUUGGACAACAACCCAUUGAGCCAGCUGUCUGAAUAUGCCCAAAGUGCAGGAACAUUCCAUUUUUCACACGAGAAAUUUCUCCAUAAGGGGGAGUGGGAAUGAAACAGUUGUCAUUUUCCCUGCUCUAAUUCCUUUAUUUCAAAGCGUAUGAUAGGUCUUUUGGCAUCUCUUUAACUGAGUCCUAAUGAUUUCCUCAAUACUAAGUGAUGGGAUUUCAGGAUUAUAAAUGGAAUAUGGAUUUCCCACUUCCAGAUAAAGGCUUAAUUCUUUAUCAGGUUAUAAAAUGAACUGGUGAAGAUUCCACUGAGAAGGACUAUUAUGAAAAGUCAGAAUCGGGGCAUUCAUAGGUGGAGGGAGGGGGCGCAAGGAAGGACAAAUAAUAAUACAUGUAUGAUUAUUUUAUAUUCAUACUGUCAUCUAAGCCAUUUUGUUUCAUGGAUGCUAUUUGACAAAACAGUCAUUUGUCUCAGCUGAACAAUGGUGGUAGGCCCAGCAUCCCCUCCUCAUUGUUCUUCAUAAUAAAAGUAUGUUCUACAAUGCUAAUUCAUAUGUAUUUAUAUCCUUUCAUUUUUUACAUUGGUGUCACCACUUCUAUCCAUAGAGAUUUUUUUUCUUUAAAAAAAAAAAGAACUGAUUUCACUUAUUACAUUAUCAAAGGAUUUUUGUAUCAGAAAUAAAUUUACUUGGAUUUCUUUUCACAUAAAAGCUUGGAGAUCAUUUAACAUUGGAAGUAGAGAGACACUGAAUGGAGACACUAGCAGCUCCUCUCUUGCAGCAAAAGGCUUUCGAAGUGUCCGGCCAAACCUACAAGAAAAGAAAUCACCAACUCAGCUCGGAAACCAGAAAGUGACUGCCAAUGUGAUGGAGGUAAAUGCUUCCCAGACACACAGACAAAUAUCAGCUGAAGCUGCACCGUUGCCUCCCUCACCACCAUUUCCUCCUCCUCCUCUUCCCAUGGUUCCGGUUCACCAGCCCUCUCUCUCACCUGACAGUGGCACCCAUGCAACAUCAUUUCCUUUACCACCAUGUGAUGAUUUCUGGCCGUCACACAUUUAUAGAACCCCAGCCCUUUCACCGUUCUCCUAUACGUACCCCUUCCUUGUAACUGACACUCUGCUCCACAAGACUGAAACUGACUCUAUUGUGUCAGCCAUGAGUGAGUUCUCCUCUCAGCCAGUGAGCGAGUUCUCCGCUGCCAUGCUAGAUGAGCUACAGAGCUGUAACUAUACUACUGACUGUUCUGAAACACCUUCCCCAACCUUGAGCCAGACGUCUGCUGCGUCUGAUGGCACCACCUUAACCUCCACUGCUGCCAGCUCUCAUGCUCAGAUAACAGUGAAUGGGAAUUCUAGCUUGGCAACCAGCCCAAUGAGUUACUUUCAAAGGCCUUUCUCCCCUUCCUUGGCAUACUCUCCACCAGUCUCAUUCACUUCAAGCUCCUCUCUCCUGCAACAGAGCAGGACAAUGGAAUCCACAGAGAUGUACUCACAGCAUGCACAUUCUGUUGGUGGCGGUGACAGCAGCAGCAGCACGACCACCACCACCACCAUACCAAUCUGUAGGACUUCAGAGGAAGAAAAGAAAGUCACAGUCAUUAAAGCACCACAUUAUGCAGGAAUUGGGCCAGUUGAUGAAUCAGGAAUUCCAACGGCAAUUAGAACGACUGUUGACAGGCCAAAGGAUUGGUAUAAGACAAUGUUUAAGCAAAUCCAUAUGGUUCAUAAGCCAGAUGAUGACACUGACAUGUAUAAUACUUCAUAUGCAUAUAAUACUGGAAACUUCAGUCCAUCACUUUCUGCUCAAGCACAUCCUGUUGCAAAGACUCAGACAUACAGGCCACUGACAAAAAGUACUUCUGACAAUGGCACUGAAGCCUUUAAAGUUUCUUCACCUCCACCACCUCCAGUACCACCUGUUCGUCCUUGGCAAAGAUCUGCCCCAGAAAAAAAUGAGUGGGAGCCUCCUGAUAGAAAAGUAGAUACCCGCAAAUUCCGUUCAGAACCAAGAAGCAUUUUUGAAUAUGAACCAGGAAAGUCUUCAAUCCUUGAACAUGAAAGACCGACUGAUCGCAUAAAUCCAGAUGACAUAGAUUUAGAAAAUGAACCCUGGUAUAAAUUCUUUUCAGAACUGGAGUUUGGACGUCCGCCUCCUAAAAAGAUUUUGGAUUAUGUUCAAGACAAUCCUCCAGGUUUUUCCAAAGAGACAUCUUUAUACUACAGUCCAGCAGACAGACGAGUGGAUAGACCUUCUAGUUCUACAAGUACUUCAAGUGAUUACAGAAAACGAAGGAAAUCGGAGCCUGCAGUAACUCAGCAGAAAGUCCACACUGAUCAGAAUGUAAAUCGAUACACUCUUGGUCGUACAGAUACACAGAGCACCUAUUCAACCCUUAGGAAGCCUGUUACAACCUCUUCUCCAUCUUCUCCAUCAAGAGCAAAAGUAGACCAGGAAUCUCCUGGAAACUAUUCUUCUGCUUUCACUGAUGUGAGUCGGUGUAUUCCAAAGGAAAGGAGAGGAACUCCAGAAAGAGAGAGACUGCCAGCUAGAGCAGUAUAUGACUUUAAGGCGCAAACUUCUAAAGAGCUGCCCUUUAAGAAAGGAGACACUAUCUACAUCCUCAGGAAAGUGGAUCAAAACUGGUAUGAGGGCGAACACUACGGAAGAGUUGGGAUUUUUCCUAUUUCUUAUGUUGAGAAACUUAUUCCCCCAGAAAAAGCACAGCCAGCAAGACCACCACCCCCAGCACACGUGGCUGAGAUUGGAGAAGCUAUUGCAAAAUAUAAUUUCAAUGCAGAUACAAAUGUGGAGCUUUCAUUGAGAAAGGGAGACAAAGUCAUUCUUCUUAGACGGGUUGAUCAAAACUGGUAUGAAGGCAAGCUACUGGGAACAAAUAAGCAAGGAAUCUUCCCAGUAUCCUAUGUAGAAGUCAAAAAGAGCAUGGCCAGAGGAGAAAAUGAAUAUCCUGUUCCUCCAAUACCCCAGAGUUACUCAAGUGACAAAAUCCACCAUUCAGCUAAGUGGGAUUCCAAAGCACCACCCCCUCCUCCCAGAUACAGAUCCUCUUCUUAUCCAGAUUCUAAUAAAAGGCAUCUUCAGGCCAUCACUGAUGAAUGGUUGUCACUGACUCUUGGCUUUUCAUCUUCAAGCACACCUUCCCCUCCUCCUCCUCCUCCUCCUUUUCCUAAAAGCUUUCUUUCUGGUUUAGAGGAAUUUGGCUCUCUACCUUUAACAGGUUUAGAGAAGACAGGGUGCCUCUCAGAUAAUGUCACUCCUCAAAUAAAGCAUUGCCAUACUGUUCCAGUUCCCUCAUCAAAGGCCUCCCAUGUGUUCCCUGACUCUUCAUCCAAGCCAUUUUCUUCAUCUACAUGCAUAUCACCUCCUCCAGCAACCCAUUUUCAUGACCAAGGACAUAAGUUUGAGUGGAACCAUUUCAAAGGGAUGAAAGAAAUCCCCAUCGUCAAGGAAAACAAAAAGCCCUCAAACCCUGCUCCAGAAAUGCAAAACAUAGCAGGCCAUACUCUUGCCCUCUCCAAAGAAGACCUGUUAUCCAAAACACUAAAGGAGGUUGGCAAACAGGAGGAACUCUGUGAGGAGCUGCUGUCAAUCAUGCAAGGGGAACAGUCAAAAAGUAAAGAUUUAAGUUUCCACAGACGUGCCCCUGAGAUGCCUGAAGAAUUAGCAAGACUUCAUAUAGAGGAAGUGUCAGACCUUGACCAUUUAGAGUCACCAAUGGCAAAUAAGAGACAGCCUAUGAUAACUUUUGAAGGCAACAGUUCAGCAGAUACUAAAGAGCCACAGCGCCCUGUGUUUGCUCAUGACAGUGGGGGGGAACCGUUUCAGGUUCUGUAUAACUAUACUCCUAGGAACGAAGAUGAAUUGGAGCUGAGAGAGGGAGAUGUCAUUGAUGUGAUGGAAAAGUGUGAUGAUGGAUGGUUUGUGGGAACAUCCAGAAGAACAAAAUUUUUUGGUACUUUCCCUGGAAACUAUGUCAAGAGGCUGUGAAAUGAUUGUUUGAUUUUGUUCCUUUCUUAUUUAUGCUGCAUCUCUGCCACACAUCUGCAUAAAAAGUGCUAGAAAACAUCCUCCACCAGCCGUCAGUUUUCCUGCUUUGCAAAUCCAGGUAGAAAUCAUGCUGCUCAUCUUCACCAUCUUCAUCCCACCUGCCAGCCAACAGUAUUAUUCAACAGCUAAAAUGGAAUCCCUGAGCUUUUGUGAAACAAGAGGAAUUAGUUCUAUGCAAAAUACAUCUUUUUAUGCCUUUAAUUUUUGUCUGGCAAUGCCAAUUUGGAAAGUGCAUAUAAAAAGCUUAAUGAAAGAAAUAGCAUGGCACUUCAAAACGUUACCAAUUAUUUGGGAGAAAUUGCAAUAGUAUACUUAUGAAAAAAAUAUCUAUUAUCACCUUAUAUAGAACAGAUUGCAAUUUACUACAUUUUAAUGGGUUUCCUUUUUUUUUGAGUUAUCACGUUUGUAGCUCAGCAAAUGUAUGCUGCUAUCAGUUUGCCAUGUCACAAGUUUGCCUCUUCUUUUACCAAUUUGCAAGAUACAACUAGUAGUAUAAACAGAUUUUUUUUUCCAAAUGUAUAUUGCAAUAUCUGCAAAAUGCCUGUAAAAAUUUAAGCAGAAACAAUCUAAAGGAGUAUUGAUACUAGAAUACUUCAUAAGCCAUGAUUUCCAGUUGUAACUCAUAAUACAUUUUAUUAAAAUUGAGCCAAUAAGGUCAUAAAUUGGUUAAAAUGUUUUUUUUUUCAAAACAGUAAGAGCUUUAGACAUGAACUAGUAAGGACAGAAGCAUGAGUCAGAUUUCCUGCACCUGCAUAUAUUAAUAUAUAAAGUACAAAAACUUGCAUCUCUUUGUAGGAAGAAUCAGAAGCUCCCAACACAGUGAUGUCUCAAUAGGGAAAAUGUGUUAUUGAUAUGUGCAAAUACAGGGAACUUGGGUUGGUUGUACUUUCUAUGUUUUAGGAGUUAAUGUCUUAAAUUAAGUGGAGAGACGUGUGUGCAUAUCAUCCUACAGGAUGAAAUGGAUGAUUCUAAUGUAGUUACAACAUACAUAUCUAUCUAGAGGAAAAGAGGGAGCACUAUCAUAUGUGUAAGUACAGUAGGCCUGUAUCCUGUACUUACACCUAUUUUUAACUCCUAGAACUCAUAGAAAGGAAAUUAUGUCUGCUAUUUGACAUUAGGAAAGUUCAGAAAUACUGGAAAAUCAUGAAUCAUUAUGAAGCAAACUAACAAUGAAUAUCUGCUUUAUAAAAAUGUGUUGAAGUGCAAUAGAGUAUGUAAAGUCUAAUUCAUUUAUUACAUGAAAAUUCAUUAAUGAAAGAGCAAUGUUAAUAUUCUGUUUGAUUGUAGCACAGUCACAGUAGAGUUGGGGAAAUCUACACAAAGUAUUAUAUGAUGCUAUUUUUUGGCUAGUUGACCGGAGCUGUAUUUUCUUUCUAGCAACAUAGCAUUAAAACAAGGACGUAAAAAGGAAAAUUAGUACACGUGGAUGGAGUUUCAUUUUUGGAACAGUAUAAAAUAUUGAAGGCAAUAUUUGUGUGUGUGUGUGUGUGUGUGUGCAAAUAUAGAUAGCAGUAGCAGGUGAUAAAAACACAGGACUUAACCUAUCUAUGAUGUUAUGUAAAGCAGUCCAGGUUUGGUUUUGCUGGCACCUUACAGAAGGCAAAACUUAACAUCUUUUACUGCAUUUCAUUGUCGUAAAGGACAGAUCUCAUAAAUUUGUAGGCUUGUAGCAUUUGUACAUAUAUUUCCUCUUUUUUGUACAGAGCCAUUUUAUUGUUGAUUUUUUUUAAGGGAAAAAAAAUCAUGUUAAUCAACUCAUCCCUUUUCCACCAAUAAAAUCACCUUAUUUUGUUAGUUUCUCCUCCAAAGUAUAAGCACACUUGAAUAGUGCAUUUCUGCUAAAUUAGCAACUGAAGUAAAAGUUUUAUGAAUAAUAUUAUGGUUUACCAGCCAAAUUUUUAAAGUGUAUAUAUAUAUAUGUUUAAUAUGGAGAAAUAUCAAUAGGAUGGCAAAAGAAACAUCUUUGUGCUGCAUACCUGUAUUAUUGCAACUUUCAUGGCAAAAGCUUGAUACUUCCAAGGCUUUUUACUAUAAACUAAAUGUGCAUGCAGCUUUGCUGUGAAAUCAGUAAUGAUUUUGAUGCCAUUUAUGAUGGAAGACUUGUCUAUCACUGGUGGUAUUUUAAAAAAUGCACUGUUUCUAUCCUGUAUCUGAUUUUAAUAGAAUAUGUUUUUCAUACCUGUUUUCAGGUAAUUGACUCUGAAUUCUUACUUGCAAAGGAUCUCUGUGUUUCUUUUUCCUUGAAGAGACUUCUAAUAAAAAUGGCUUGAAGUACAUG
Messenger RNA from Pseudonaja textilis, 7914 nucleotides. Lineage: Eukaryota; Metazoa; Chordata; Lepidosauria; Squamata; Elapidae. The record is from RefSeq and is a predicted model, not a curated record.